GAAACCUCGAACUCGACCGAAUUGAAAGCAUGCUCUAAACUAAAAAAUUAAAGUAAACGAGACACAGCAGAAUGAAAGAAAGGAUUUAUGGCAAAAGUCAAGAAGGUUGGAAUGAUUAUCCCAAGACAUUCUAUCACUGCUUAGGCAUAAUACAACUAGGCCUUCAUUAAACCAACAGUAUCUAUAGGCAUGAAUCGACUAGGCCUUCACCUCAGGCCAUGGAGCAUCAGCUUAUUAAAGCUUCACAUGCUAACAAAGAAUUCGGAGAGAUACCUCAGUAAAGUUCAUCAAAUGUUCAUUAAUAAUGGACUGAUGACUUUUUCACAAACAAACAAGAAAAACUUCACUAUUCAGUGGAAUAAAGAGCUUGAUGAGAGAGGAUAUGAAAAACUUGUGGGCAUGUUUUUAGAAAUUGAAAGCGAAAACAAAACUCCUCAACUCCUGCAAUUUGACAGCCUUGUCAGUAAUUGGGCUUUUAAUACAAAACGUCCUGAACUUGCUGAGAGAUGGUUGAACUUUCGAUUGCAAAAAGAGUGUUCAAGAGCUGUAAAAGUAUCCUUAGUUCUUGAUUACAUAAACUCUUUUACUGGUUUGAGACCUGAAGAGAUUGAUGAACAAAAAAUUAUAAAUUCAGUAAGGGAAAUCAAAACUGAUAUAAUGAAUACUGACAAUAUCACAUUUGCCAAGGUAAUCCCACCUUUGUGUAUGACAAGUGGAUACAAAUCCUGCAUGGAAUUGAUGAAGGAAUACACAAAAAAUUUUACGAAAGAUGUGUACUUGCUGCCAAAAAACUUAGCAUAUCGUCUUCCAGAUGUUGUUGAUGCUGCCAUUAGAAAAGAUGACUUCAAAUUUGCUGCAGAAAUCAUUAGAGAACAUAAAGACAUUGCAAAUCAUUUUUUAUUUAAACUUUGGAAAGGUCUUCUCAAACAUUCAGACACGCUUUCAGUUGACCGCAUUUUUGAACUCUUCAGUUCAGUAGACAACUUCAACCUUCCACAUUCUAUAGAGGAUGAUCUGCUGCAGAUUUUAGAAAAAGAUCAGAAACAGUGGAAGGUUUUCAAGGAUCCCUCGAUAAAAGGCAAACACUGUGAGAACUGUGGAGAAAAGAUUGAACCUCACGUAUUUGAUGGAGAAGGCAUAGAAAUGAUAAAGACCAACAUAUCUGCAACUUUGGAUAGACAUAACAAAGAUCGCUUUUCAACUUUCUUGCAAUUUUUGCACUCUCUUGAAGACAUCAAUUAUGUAGUGGAUGGAAUGUGGCUAAAUCACCAUUUCAUUAUGAAAGAAAAAAAGACAUUUCAUUCAACAAUGGAAUUGGAAGACUACCUCCACCAAUAUUUACCUGGCAGAAAGUUGAUCAUUGCAAGAAAUGUUUUCUUCCAUCAAAAUGAACACAUUUUUGAUGAUCCAGAUGUUAUUGGAUUCCCAGUGAACUAUAGCGAUGAUGAGCGUAAAAAAUCUGCUUCGAGUUUAGAUGAUUUGUUUUUGCUGUAUGCUGCACUUCAAUUCAACCAAAGCUGUUAUAUUGUGACUGGAGAUUAUAUGAGAGAUCACAUAUCUAAAUUGAAAGAAAAUUUAACUGAACUUUGCUCCAGAUGGAUUUUGUCCAAGUCUAUUAAGACAUUUCAGAGAGUCUCACCGAACACUUGGGAACUUCCCAUUACAGCUAAGCCUUUUGUAAAGACAGAAAAGGGAUGGCACAUUAGCACUUCAGAUAGAAUACAUUCACCUAGAGUUUGGUGUAUCCAGGAAUGCAAAUAAAAUCAAAUUAUAGUAAACAAUCUUGUAUUACAGGUAAUGCCAAUUAUUCAAUUAGAUAUCCCAAUUUUUUUUUGUUUUUUUUUUAAUGGAAUAUAUAUUUUAUUCAAUAAAUUACAAAACAUCUCCGCAGAGACCCUCAGAUUUAUCGUCACCUGGCGAGCCAGGGGCCCCCUGGAUCAGAUAAGUUAUAGUUUUAUACAUACAGUUUUAUACAGUCUUAUAUCAACAUUCAACAUGGAUUUGCCAGGAGAUGCAUGUAUAAAAAUACAUAUAUAUUUUAAAUGUGUAAACAAUGACUUUAAAAAUGAGUCAGUGGGGGACUCAGAAUAAAGUGUCCUUAGAGACCCCUACUAGUUAUGUUCCAAAGGCCGGGUCACCCUUGGAUUAUCAUUAUUAUCAGAUACAUUUAAGCUAAUAGCUUGCAUGAUCAUUGUUUUAAAAAUUGUUUGUAAUAUCUUAUUCAUUAAAUCACACUCAAAUAUUAUUUCAUCAUAAACUAUAUUCAAUAAUAAAAUGCAUAAAAAAUCAAUAAACAGAUAAGUUUUAUAUGAAACUACUUAUAUGUUUUAGCAAAGAAAUAAAUUAAAAUAUUUAUUAAUA
Molecule: messenger RNA, 2361 nt
Organism: Magallana angulata
Lineage: Eukaryota; Metazoa; Mollusca; Bivalvia; Ostreida; Ostreidae
Exons: 7
Coding region: 190-1761 (523 amino acids)
Biological process (GO): tRNA 5'-leader removal; mitochondrial tRNA 5'-end processing
Cellular component (GO): mitochondrial ribonuclease P complex
Molecular function (GO): ribonuclease P activity
Source: RefSeq, a predicted model, not a curated record